AUGAGUAGUGGUCACAACGGAGGUGGGCCUUGUGGUGCCUGCAAGUUUCUAAGGAGAAAGUGUGUGAAAGGGUGCAUAUUUGCUCCAUAUUUUGACUCGGAGCAGGGUCCGGCUCACUUUGCAGCAGUGCACAAGGUGUUCGGAGCCAGCAAUGCUUCGAAGCUGCUUCUGGGAAUACCGGCACACAAGCGCCUUGACGCCGUGGUUACUCUCUGUUAUGAAGCUCUGGCUAGGGUUAGAGAUCCUGUUUAUGGCUGUGUUGGCCAUAUCUUUGCUCUCCAACAGCAGGUUUUGUAUUACGAGUACUGCUAUGCUGUCCAAAUCUUAGCUUAA
This is a messenger RNA of Ilex paraguariensis (yerba mate), 333 nucleotides long. The record is from the annotation of a GenBank genome assembly. NCBI's taxonomy places the organism in Eukaryota, Viridiplantae, Streptophyta, Magnoliopsida, Aquifoliales, Aquifoliaceae.